This is a messenger RNA of Aureobasidium melanogenum CBS 110374, 303 nucleotides long. RefSeq lists its product as uncharacterized. NCBI's taxonomy places the organism in Eukaryota, Fungi, Ascomycota, Dothideomycetes, Dothideales, Saccotheciaceae. The transcript has a single exon. Bases 1 to 303 code for a protein of 100 amino acids. The record is from RefSeq and is a predicted model, not a curated record.
AUGCGUGGUAGGAUGAAGCGGACGCGUUGGGAUGCGUUAUUUGUGAGCUGGGAGAAGGUGAUGUGUGUUGCAGAAAGGAAGGGAGAAGGCGAAGACAGCGUGGAUGAAAACUCCAUCCAAAGCCCCGUCCGUGUGUGCUGGGCUCCAGUGGGCUCCGCCAAAAACCUCGCAACUGCCUUAGCCCGCCUGCCCGCCUCCCCACAAGGCAAGCGCGUCAUAUUCUGGUCAGAAUCCAUGACACACAACCACUGCUCCAAAAUCACUCGCUCCUUCCAUGCUGGAUAUGUUUACUUUCUCCGCUAA